This is a messenger RNA of Linum trigynum, 731 nucleotides long. The record is from the annotation of a GenBank genome assembly. Lineage: Eukaryota; Viridiplantae; Streptophyta; Magnoliopsida; Malpighiales; Linaceae.
CCUAAGCGAUUGAAGUAGGGGUACAUGGAUCGGCCCGGGUUGACAAUUUCAAUACUUGCUCUAUACUGCACCCGACUAGCAUUUAAAAACUUGGGCUCUAGUCGGGACUAAUUUGUGGUGUAGUUUCAUGCGAGUCAUAUAGUGUAGGACAUGAUGGUGCGAGUGGGCAAGUUUUGCUAUCCGAGCGAUUUCGUGAUUCUCGAAAUAUGUGAGGACUCGGAUAUGCCACUCAUACCCAAGGGAUCGAGGAUGAAUGCUUGGAGGCGAAGGAUGAAGGGAGCUUUGGCCUGGAAGAUGGGGGAGCCCGAAGCAACGUUGGCCAAUCAAGAGGGCCAACUCAAAGAGCCUAAGAUGGGAGGCUACAAGCCUCGCCCCGAGAGUGUGAUGGAUCCGCUCUCGGUGGCAUCACGUUCAAAGUCGUGAUUGAUCCCCAACCAUCAAGCUAAUGAUGCUAAAUUAGCACUUGUUGGGAGGCAACCCAACGAAGGUUUGUUAUCUUUUCCUUAUUUUUGUUUUUGUGUCAAGUGAAGAGUUCAAGUGGUCAAGUGGUGUCCCCGUCCCAAGUUUAGUGGUUUUGCGAUUUACGGUUGUGUUGUGAUCGAUUAGGAGGCACGGUGGAAUAGGUUGAGUCAAUUUUUUCUCAGAAGUGUCAUGUUUUCUCUGAUGUCCACGAACGGAUUGCGGUGUUCACAGUCUUACAAGACCGUGAACAAGAAAAUGCGUCCAUGACC